Danaus chrysippus (African queen) is the source of this 4017-nucleotide messenger RNA. NCBI's taxonomy places the organism in Eukaryota, Metazoa, Arthropoda, Insecta, Lepidoptera, Nymphalidae. The record is from the annotation of a GenBank genome assembly.
AUGGAUAAAAUACCGCGUACUCAUGAAGCCAUCGAGGCCCAAAUAAAAGAAAUACAAUCGAAGAAAAAGGAGCUGCCUGAAAAUGGUUCAGGCAAGGGUGUUUCUCUGGGUGAUGCCUUCUAUGACAGUGACAUUUAUGACAAUUCUGGCCAAGGAGGGAAAUCCAGAUACGAUGGCUACGUGACUUCUAUUGCCGCUAAUGAUGAAGUGGAGGACGAGGAUGUUGAGAAUGUACCAAUAUCACAGAAGAGACCUGGCUAUACUGCUCCCGCUUCUUUAUUAAACGACAUUGCUCAGAGUGAUAAAGAUUAUGAUCCGUUUGCUGAUAAACGAAGACCUACUAUUGCAGACAGAGAAGAUGAGUAUCGCCAAAAAAGGCGUAGGAUGAUUAUAUCACCAGAACGUUCCGAUCCUUUCGCUGAAGGUGGAAAGACACCAGAUGUUGGUUCUAGGACAUAUACAGAAAUUAUGAAAGAACAGUAUUUGCGAGCUGAAGAAACAGAGUUACGGAAAAAGCUCCUGGAAAGAGCAAGAGAAGGCACACUCAAGGCAGUAUCGCAGUCAAAUGGUGAGGCAACAAAACCAGCAGCAAAACGUAAAGGUCGCUGGGACCAGAGCUCAGAGGAUACACCGUCUGUGAAAAAACCUGUGGUUCAAGCUACACCAAGCUCUCAGGCUACGCCAUCCUGGGAAAAUGAGCGAGGUGCAUGGGAAGAGACACCGAGUGCGGGUGGCCGUGGCGGUGAGACACCUGGCGCGACGCCGUCUGCACGUGUGUGGGACGCCACGCCAGCUCAUCUUACACCGGGGCAUGCUACACCCGGUCGUGAGACGCCCGCCCACCAUGCCUCCAGGCGGAACCGGUGGGAUGAGACACCCAAAACUGAUAGAGAAACGCCUGGACAUGCCAGCGGUUGGGCCGAAACUCCUCGCACUGAUCGCGGCGUAGGUGUUGAUACUAUACAAGAGACACCCACGCCGGGUACUAAGAGACGAUCGCGCUGGGAUGAGACUCCUGGCGCCACUCCGGCCGCAGCGACACCCACACCCUCACACGCGACACCCUCACACGCCACACCCUCACAUGCUACACCCUCCAUGGGAACACCUACACCUCAUACGCCAAUGUUUACUCCAGGCGGUUCAACACCGGUGGGCGUUAAAGCAAUGGCAAUGGCGACCCCUACGCCGGGCCACAUUGCAGCUAUGACGCCAGAACAGUUGCAAGCGUAUCGCUGGGAGAAAGAAAUUGAUGAACGAAAUAGACCGUACACUGAUGAAGAACUGGAUGCCAUGUUCCCACCUGGGUACAAGGUUUUGCCUCCACCGGCCGGUUAUGUUCCUAUUCGGACCCCGGCUCGUAAGCUGACCGCGACGCCCACACCUUUGGCUGGUACCCCAAUCGGCUUUUUCAUGCAGACGGAGGAAGUGGGCGGGAGUGCUGCAGCGGCGGCGCGGCUGCUCGACCCGCAGCCCAAGGGCAGUCAGCAGCUGCCGUUCAUGAAGCCCGAGGACGCUCAGUACUUCGACAAACUCCUUAUCGACGUGGACGAAGAAACACUGUCUCCCGAGGAACUUAAAGAGAGAAAGAUCAUGAAGCUGCUGCUUAAGAUUAAGAAUGGAACACCACCUAUGUGCAAAGCAGCUCUUCGUCAGAUCACAGACAAAGCUCGAGAUUUCGGCGCUGGACCGCUCUUUAAUCAAAUCCUACCGUUAUUGAUGAGUCCUACACUCGAAGAUCAAGAACGUCAUCUUUUAGUAAAAGUUAUAGACCGAAUUCUUUACAAAUUAGAUGAUUUGGUCCGCCCAUAUGUACACAAAAUUUUGGUCGUUAUAGAACCUCUGCUUAUUGAUGAAGAUUACUACGCCCGUGUCGAGGGUCGAGAGAUCAUAUCCAAUUUGGCAAAAGCGGCUGGUUUAGCCACAAUGAUUUCUACAAUGAGACCAGAUAUUGAUAAUAUAGAUGAAUAUGUUCGUAACACCACUGCCAGGGCCUUCGCUGUUGUUGCAUCUGCUUUAGGUAUUCCGUCUCUAUUGCCGUUUUUAAAGGCCGUGUGCAGAUCGAAGAAGUCAUGGCAAGCUCGGCACACCGGUAUCAAGAUCGUGCAACAAAUCGCUAUUCUAAUGGGAUGUGCUAUAUUGCCACAUCUGAAGUCGCUCGUGGAAAUCAUUGAACAUGGCUUGGUCGACGAACAACAAAAAGUUAGAACGAUCACGGCGUUGGCGAGCGCCGCUUUAGCCGAGGCAGCCACGCCGUACGGUAUCGAAUCCUUUGACUCCGUGUUAAAACCAUUAUGGAAAGGUAUCAGAACUCAUCGCGGUAAGGGUCUAGCUGCCUUCCUUAAGGCUAUCGGCUACCUCAUACCUCUCAUGGACGCCGAAUAUGCGAACUAUUACACCCGUGAGGUGAUGCUUAUAUUGAUCCGUGAGUUCCAGUCGCCAGACGAGGAAAUGAAAAAGAUUGUAUUGAAGGUGGUAAAGCAGUGUUGUGGAACAGAUGGUGUUGAACCUCAGUAUAUUAUGGAUGAAAUCCUACCUCACUUCUUCAAACAUUUCUGGAAUCACAGAAUGGCUUUGGACCGUCGCAACUAUCGCCAACUUGUCGAUACAACGGUCGAAAUAGCUAACAAGGUUGGGGCGUCGGAAAUAAUAAACAGAAUCGUAGACGACCUCAAGGAUGACAACGAACAGUAUAGGAAAAUGGUUAUGGAGUCCAUUGAAAAAAUUCUAGCCAAUUUGGGCGCAGCUGAUAUAGAUUCUAAGCUUGAGGAAGCUUUGAUUGACGGCAUUCUAUACGCGUUCCAAGAACAGACCACCGAGGACGUGGUGAUGUUGAAUGGAUUUGGUACGAUAGUGAAUCAGCUUGGUAAACGAGUCAAGCCUUAUUUACCUCAAAUCUGUGGUAUAAUUCUGUGGCGUAUGAACAACAAGUCAGCGAAGGUGCGACAGCAAGCUGCCGAUCUUAUUUCUCGUAUCGCCGUAGUCAUGAAAACUUGUCAGGAGGAAAAACUUAUGGGGCAUCUCGGUGUAGUGCUGUAUGAAUAUCUCGGGGAGGAAUAUCCUGAAGUACUCGGUUCUAUUCUAGGUGCCUUAAAGGCUAUAGUGAAUGUGAUCGGUAUGACCAAAAUGACACCACCCAUCAAGGAUUUACUUCCUAGAUUAACGCCAAUCCUCAAGAACAGACAUGAAAAAGUGCAAGAAAAUUGCAUUGAUCUGGUCGGACGUAUUGCAGACAGGGGUCCCGAAUUCGUGUCAGCGAGAGAGUGGAUGAGGAUUUGCUUUGAACUGCUGGAAUUGCUCAAAGCACACAAGAAAGCUAUCAGGAGAGCCACAGUCAAUACAUUUGGUUACAUCGCUAAAGCUAUCGGUCCGCAUGACGUACUGGCCACACUGCUCAAUAAUCUAAAAGUUCAAGAGAGACAGAACAGAGUGUGCACAACAGUUGCAAUUGCCAUUGUAGCUGAGACAUGUUCUCCGUUCACAGUUUUGCCAGCGUUGAUGAAUGAGUACAGAGUUCCAGAAUUAAAUGUACAGAAUGGUGUUUUGAAAUCAUUGUCAUUUUUGUUUGAGUACAUCGGAGAAAUGGGUAAAGAUUAUAUAUAUGCUGUGUGCCCAUUGUUAGAGGACGCACUUAUGGACAGAGAUUUGGUGCAUCGACAAACUGCUUGUGCCGCUAUAAAACACAUGGCAUUGGGCGUGUACGGUUUCGGAUGUGAAGAUGCUCUAAUACAUUUGUUGAACCAUGUUUGGCCGAAUAUAUUUGAAACAUCGCCGCAUCUUGUACAAGCUUUUAUGGACGCGGUUGAGGGCAUGAGAGUGGCACUUGGCCCAAUAAAAAUACUCCAAUAUGCAUUACAGGGCUUAUUCCAUCCAGCUAGAAAAGUCCGUGAUGUGUACUGGAAGAUAUAUAACACAUUGUACAUCGGAGGCCAAGACGCACUGGUCGCUGGUUACCCACGAAUACAAAAUGAUCCUAAUAAUCAUUUUGUCAGAUAUGAACUAGAUUAUUUGUUGUAG